Molecule: messenger RNA, 2360 nt
Organism: Carassius auratus (goldfish)
Lineage: Eukaryota; Metazoa; Chordata; Actinopteri; Cypriniformes; Cyprinidae
Product: GTP cyclohydrolase 1
Exons: 6
Coding region: 258-980 (240 amino acids)
Biological process (GO): tetrahydrofolate biosynthetic process; tetrahydrobiopterin biosynthetic process
Cellular component (GO): cytoplasm
Molecular function (GO): zinc ion binding; GTP cyclohydrolase I activity; GTP binding
Source: RefSeq, a predicted model, not a curated record
ACCGACGUGUUCAAUUGGACACCGUGGUGGUAGAGGGCUGCUAUAAAUGCCAGGCUGAGUGGGACAGACUUACACAGCAACUGAAUCUCAACUCAGAAGCGCUACAACGAUCAGUAGCCUAACUUUACCUGCGAACCGGUUGCACUUCUGAAAUAAUAUAGGCUACAUCUGUUUGCUUUACGACUGUACUUUUAAAUAAACAAUAAUAGCAUAAUAAUAUUUUAUUCUCUUUUAAUUAGUCAUUUAAAGCACAUUCAAUGGAAUACCAAAAGGCGGCAGAAUUGAACAGUAUGGGCAAAGGCAAAAUCGUCACAGAGUAUCUUUGCCGUAACGGCUUUAGCGAGCUGACAGUCGAUUCGAAAAAAGUCUCUGUCCAGCACAAAAACGACACAUCCCGGAAAGAGACGGAGGAAGAGUCGCCGUUACCUGCUCUGGAGGCGGCGUACACAACCAUCCUGCGAGGUCUGGGAGAAAACACUGACCGACAGGGGCUCCUCAAAACCCCGCUCCGAGCUGCAAAGGCCAUGCAGUUCCUGACCAAAGGCUACCACGAGACCAUCUACGAUGUCCUUAAUGAUGCCAUCUUUGAUGAAAACCACGAAGAGCUAGUUAUUGUGAAAGAUAUUGACAUGUUUUCGCUUUGUGAACAUCAUCUAGUACCAUUUUUUGGCAAGGUUCACAUAGGAUAUCUGCCAAGUAAAAAGGUUGUUGGUCUCAGUAAGCUUGCGAGGAUUGUUGAAAUCUACAGUCGCAGACUUCAAGUCCAAGAACGCCUAACAAAGCAAAUAGCAAUGGCAAUCUCUGAGGCCUUGCAGCCUGUCGGUGUGGCAGUUGUCAUCGAAGCAGCUCACAUGUGUAUGGUCAUGCGUGGGGUGCAGAAGAUGAACAGUCGUACUGUGACCAGCGCCAUGCUGGGUGUGUUCAGAGAGGAUCCAAAAGCUCGAGAAGAGUUCCUGGCCCUGACCAAAGGUGCACAGUGAUCGCACUACCUCCCCAGCUCCAAUUCCAUCAGUGUGUUUACAGCCAAACAGGUCAACAAAUAUUCUCUACAUUUGAAACCCACAAUGGUGCUAAGAGAAUCUAACUGAGCCAGAGUUGUAGAUCUUUCCACCAGCUACUGAGACUCAGGGGUCUUCACUGUUUGAAUAGAAAAUGUGAAUAUUGAAAUAUCAGUGUUACAUGAACUACUAGUUUUGAGAAACUAACACCGAAUGGCCAAACAUUCACACAGCUGCCUUAAAACUGAUAUUUCUAUUAUCUAACUUCUGAUAUUAACAAAUACUAAAUUAAACAUAUUGCCUGAGAUACUUGUCUAACCUUAUGACUUUUUACAAAAUGAAGACAACUAAUUUGUAUGUAACUUUAAAAGAAAUACGUUUUUUUUGUCACAUACUCGGAUAAUAUUUAAGAGGUCAUAAGCAAACAUGAUGAAUUAUUUAUAGUUCCAUAAAUCAAUGAAAGGUUUCUUGUGACAUUACCGUGUGACAUAUUUUAUAAAUGGUUAAACAACAUUGCCAUUAGGAUAUUGUCACUUUUUUUACAUAAUGCAUUGAACUGAAUUGUAUAAGAAAUCGAAACAAAUGCCAACCACAACAAUAAAGCACCGUUAUGAGAUGCAUUUGUCUGUGUUUUUUUAUGCAAUUAACUGAUUUCUGCAAAAUGUAGUAACUAUUUUAUUUGUAAAGAAACAUUUACAGAUAAAAACUCACGUUGUCUCACGUUGUAAUACUGUAGGUGUCCAGGACAAUUCUUAAUUUAAUUGUUAUUUAGGAAAUUAUAUAAUACAGAAUCUAAGUAUUGCUUAAAAUAAGGUUAAAAAUAUACAUACUAUAAUAAGAUUAUCUAUAACAGUUACUAUCUACAAACCCUAUUAUACAAUUGUGUGGAUCUGAGAGAAAUUAAAUUCCAAAUGAUCACUAAAAAAGGAAACAACAGAUCUCCUGAAAACAUCUGGAACAGUGUUGACAAAAAGACACAAUGGCAGAAGAAUACGAAAUGGAAACUGACUAUAAACAGAACUGUACACUGAACUUGUAGCUGUCUUAUAUUGGUAUGUCAGUGUGCAUUUGUUUCAUAUUUACAUUAGAUUUUGUAAUAAUGACAAUGCCUUGACAACAGAAGAAGAAAUAUAACUUCAAAAAGAUCAAUAUAUUCAUAUUUUUUAAUUGCGGGAACAGGUAACAUUUAUAAGUGAAAGUCUAAACUUUGCUAAGAUCCAAUGGCUAAAUAAGUAAAAUAGGCCAUGAAGAGAACUUAUUUUUUAUUAAAUAGCCCUAUCACUGUCAUGUUUAGUGGAUUAAAAAAUGAUAAAUUAUUCACUUAAAAAAAACAAAAAGUUUUCAAAUGAAUUAGAACGUUUU